This is a messenger RNA of Rotaria sordida, 1302 nucleotides long. Lineage: Eukaryota; Metazoa; Rotifera; Eurotatoria; Philodinida; Philodinidae. The record is from the annotation of a GenBank genome assembly.
AUGUUAUCGUUGAAAAAUUAUUUUGUCAAUUUAAAUAUAUUUGAAUCAUCGACUGAUUCAACAGUAACAGAUGAAGAAAAAGAACAUCAACGUCGAUCAAAUAUUAUUUCAACUCGAAUCUUUUUCAUUGUUUUAAUCAUCGUUCUAUUUGGACUCGCUAUUAUUAUGAAAUCAAGAAGUCGAAAUACACUUAUAACAGUUGAAAAUCCAAGUGAAGAUCAAUUCAUAAAUUUACCAUCUGAUGCUCAUUGUCCAUGUUCUCGUAUAUCAUUAACCUAUGGUGAAUUUAUUUCAAUUCAAACUCAAUUUCAUCAGAUAUGUUCAAGUGAUUUUAUAUCUGAUCGAUGGAUUAAAACAAUUAAUUUUGGUUCAAAUACAACGUAUUUUUCCGCUUUUGACUUUCGAACAGAAGGGAGUGCAAUAUUUCAAUCACUUGAGAGUUUUUGUCGACUUUCAAAAGAUUAUGCUAUUCAAAGUAUUGAUUCAUUUAAUAAAGAUUUAUUUAUAAGUCAAGAAGUUUUAAAAGAAUCUGUAUUUCAAUCCCAAGCAAAUGCCACUAUUCAUCAAUUUCAAUUAUCAUCACCUAUUGGAUUCUCGACACAAUUAGAAUUAAUACGAAAAAUGAUAGCCGGAAAUCGUUUUCUAUCUGCUCUUCAAACAAAUUAUAUGCAAUAUUAUGCAACUCCAUAUAUCAAUGUAGUUCAAAUUACGGUACACAAUCAAAUUCUAAUGGAUCCAGAGUAUUCCUCAUUCUGUUCUUGUCGAAUCCAUAUUGAUUGUAAUAUGCCAUCAAUGAUAUUUAAUGAAUUCAGACCUAGUAUUGAGUAUAUGCCGCCUUAUGAUAAAAUAUUAAUGAAAAUUCCUGGAAUGGUGCAUGGCUGUUUACCAGUAAAUACAAUUCUUCUCUCAACAUUAGAAUGUUUUUACAAUCAAACAUGUUUAAAUAGUCUUCUUUCAUCAUUAUCUACGAAUGAACCUUUUACAGCAAUGUCACAAUUCGAGCAAAGCCGUUAUGAGUUAAAUUCAACAAUGCAAACAAUUAUUGAUAAUUUAAUGAUUGAAGAAUGGGUGAUUGAUAUUUCUUAUAAGAAAUAUUAUAAACAAUGUGCUCCACUUUUAUGUACUUAUUUUAAGAAUGAAAAAUAUGAUUGGAGAUUUGUACUGAUACAAUUAAUUGGUUUAUUAGGAUGUUUAACAACAUUAUGUAGUUUUAUUAUAGAAAAUAUAGUGAAAUUCAUUCGACGACGACCAUCUCAAAAUAUAGAAUCAAUAUCUUGUAAGUUUACUUGUUUGAUUUAUUAA